AUGAUCAAAGAUUUAAAGAUUUACCCAUUGCAAACAAAAUCAGCUCCUCCGAAAGAAUUUACAGGGUUAUCUAAGAAUAUUAUUUUAUCUCAUGGACAAAUCAAACUCAGUUUCUGUUUCUCUGGUGUUGAAAUCAAACCUCCAAUUGCAACACUCAUUUUCUCUAACUCUGGAACAGAAAAUGAAGAACUUUCCGCAACAAUUUUGGAAACAAUAACAAUUUUGACUCCAGGAUUAACGAAACAGACAACACCAUUGUUAGAACAAACAGAAUUAUCUGUUUAUCUCGAUUUCAAGAACCAAAACUACAAAGUUAUUGUUCAUGAUUUGAAUGUUUUCAUUUCUUACAAUUUCUUACUUGGAUUGAGAGAAAUCAUUUUCUCAAAGGACUAUUACUGCCAGAAACCGAUGCUUUCUAUAACAAAUUCCAUAGGAGUUCCAAUACAAUACACAGUUAGAGACAAAACAUAUGAAUUAGACGUCGGAGAAUCAUCAAAACUCGAUGCAGAUCUCAUGGAAAGAUAA
Molecule: messenger RNA, 525 nt
Organism: Trichomonas vaginalis G3
Lineage: Eukaryota; Parabasalia; Trichomonadida; Trichomonadidae
Product: regulation of parkin-mediated stimulation of mitophagy in response to mitochondrial depolarization
Exons: 1
Coding region: 1-525 (174 amino acids)
Source: RefSeq, a predicted model, not a curated record